AGUUCGAGGUUGGGGCUCGGUGCAGGGAAUUUAAAACUGCAACUGCGCCGGGGGAGGGGGCAGCCCGGGAAGCCCACACUUGCCGUGCUUUGCCACUCCCCAGGGUCACUUGCUCAGCUGAUUCCCCCUUCCCUCUUUCUCCCCCCCCAGCUUUUUUAUAUAUAAAAAGCCCUUCUAUUAUUUUCCUCCCCCCCCCCACCUCCGAUUCGGGCUCCGAUCUCUCUUUCCUUGACUUUCUUUGCCCCCUCAUUCCAUGCCAGCCAUGAUAGAGAAGGGCGCAGAGGUCUCGGGGAAAAGGCGAGGCAGGAACAAUAAUGCCAGCAGCGCGACUGGCGCUUCCAACAACGCCUCUGCCGCCUCUGCCGCCGCCGGGGCUCCCAGCGCUAACAAUGGGAAUCCGAAAAGUUUGGCAGCGGCAGCAGCGCCUAAUGGGAAUAGCAGCAGCACCAACUCUUGGGAAGAAGGCAGCUCGGGGUCGUCCAGCGAUGAAGAGCACGGAGGAGGCGGCAUGAGAGUGGGACCCCAGUAUCAAGCGGUCGUGCCCGACUUCGAUCCCGCUAAACUUGCAAAGCGGUCUCAGGAGAGAGAGAAUCUUGGUAUGCUGGUCUGGUCACCUAAUCAGAAUAUUUCUGAGGCAAAGUUGGAUGAAUACAUCGCCAUUGCUAAAGAGAAGCACGGCUACAACAUGGAGCAGGCCCUUGGCAUGCUCUUCUGGCAUAAGCAUAACAUUGAGAAAUCUCUGGCUGACCUGCCUAACUUCACCCCUUUCCCGGACGAAUGGACAGUUGAAGACAAGGUCUUGUUUGAACAAGCAUUCAGUUUCCACGGGAAAACUUUCCACCGAAUUCAACAAAUGCUUCCAGACAAGUCAAUAGCAAGCUUGGUGAAGUUCUACUACUCCUGGAAAAAAACAAGAACUAAAACCAGUGUCAUGGAUCGUCAUGCUCGGAAACAGAAAAGAGAGAGGGAAGAAAGUGAGGAUGAAAUGGAAGAAACAAAUGGAACUAACCCUAUAGAUAUCGAGGUUGAACAAAACAAGGAGAGCAAAAAAGAGAUCUCUACCUUGCAGGCGCCACCAGCUGAAACCAUCCCUCAGGUAAAGAAGGAAAAGCACAGCACCCAGGCCGCAAAGAACAGAGCCAAAAGGAAACCUCCCAAAGGCAUGUUCCUUUCUCAAGAGGACGUGGAGGCAGUUUCCGCCAACGCAACAGCCGCCACCACCUUGCUAAGACAGCUGGAUAUGGAACUGGUCUCCAUCAAGCGACAGAUUCAGAAUAUCAAGCAAACCAACAGCGCACUGAAAGAGAAACUUGAAGGGGGGAUUGAAGAGUACAGGUUGCCAGAGGUUACUCAGAAGUUUAACGCACGCUGGACCACAGACGAGCAGCUUCUUGCUGUACAAGCAAUCCGGAAAUAUGGCCGUGACUUCCAGGCAAUCUCCGAUGUGAUUGGGAACAAGUCUGUGGUGCAAGUGAAAAACUUUUUUGUAAACUAUCGCCGACGCUUUAACAUAGAUGAAGUCCUGCAGGAGUGGGAAGCUGAGCAUGGGAAAGAGGAGACAAAUGGGACAAACAACCAGAAACCUGUAAAAUCACCGGAUAAUAAUAGUAAAGUGUCUGAAGAGGAAGAUGAGGCUACUCCUGUCUUGGAUGUCAGAUAUGCAUCCGCAUCAUGAAAACUCAGGUAGCCGAGAACAAUUUUUUUGUUGUUGCUGUUUUGACUACUGUGUUAUCCACGAUAUCAGGUAUUAGCAAAACCUCAGAUGGCCAUCCGCAUUAUAUCUCUGUGGACAAGCAGCUAUUACCAAAAAAGAAAGAGAAAGAGAACAAAUUGUGAACUAAAGGCAAACACCUCCCCACCCCCGGACCUGCGCUGCAUUUGCCUUAAUUUUCUCCUCGCUCCUCCGCACUGCCUCCGUUUUAUGCUUCUACCUUUCCUGGGAUGGGUUCUCCAUUUUCGUCGACAUCCUGCAUCAAGCAUUGGUUGCUCCUUGGACCAUCUGUGCCGGUUGUACAGACCUUGUUCCAACAACCCUCCUCUUUCUUCGCCGCCUCCCCAUGUGGUUACUUGCUUAAAGCAGGUGUUUCCAAGAGCUACCACCAAGCAGGGUGUCAGUGUAUUCAUGGACUCGUGUGGUUUUUGCUAAUUUUCUAAUGUAACCAUUACUCCUAAGGUGGCCCUUUUUAAAUAAGUGAGCUGUCUGAUCCGAAAAGCAUUGUGUGGGUGCCAGGUGAUAUGGCAGAGCCUGAAGUUGGGAGCAGGGGAGGAUAUGGUUGGGGAAUGAGAUUUCAGAACUGUCACUUGCUUGAUUUCUGACAUGUCCAGUUCUUCUCUCAUGGCUGUUUUCUCCUACUUUUAGAAAAUUCAUCAAUGGGUUGUGAUUUUUUUUUAAUGGAUGUUAUGAUUAUCGUAAUGGCUUUUUAUUUAGUGCAAAAGGGAAAGUGUGGCCUGUAAUCUGCUUUGAAAUAUUCUGCACACACACAUCCGAGAAAAACAAAACACCUACCCUAUGGAAUUCAACAUACUUGCAUUGUAAGCUCUGAAUGCCAACACAGAUGAAUCUUCAACCAGACCAUCAAGACGAUUAAGACAAAAAUUCAGCUUUCUCUGUUUUUUGGGUUUUUUAAAAAGAACACUAUGUAUGCCACUCGGGGUUUUUUUUUAAUGUAUAGGGCUCAUGCCCCAAUGAAGUGAAUGAUGACUGCACAGGUUCUGCGUUCGGUAGAUUGCUCACCUGGAUGGGAGUUCAGCCCUGACAUCACAGCACACAUUUUGAAGGGGAAAUUUAAUGCUUAAUAUGGGUCUGUCCAGAGGAGGCCCCCAAGUGUCUAGCCUGGUUUUUUAUCCACCAUUACCAAGAACCUUUCCUGAUGUUCUUCCAGCAACAUGUGUUAGCGUCAGGGAAUGCCGUGACACCGAGGGAACGUCAGUGGCCUGGUUCCUUGGGAAGGGCUGCCAUGGCUGUUGCUAUUUCUAGAAACUGAGUAAUGCUGUGGAAAAAGUCGAUGAAUCUUCCCACAUUACAUCAGACGGAACACCUCAGCAACAUGGGAGACACUUGCAUAAUGUCCAAAGGGUCCCUUCAUCUGAGGGGGUGUUUUGAAAUAUUUUAAUCAGUCACCUUGUGGUUACAAUGUAAAUUAAGUGAAGAUUUUAAAUAUAUUUUUUAAUUGACUGAUCUGGUUGUUUUUAACAUGGCAAUCAAAGUGAUAUAAAUCAAUAUCACCCAAAACCUCAAUGCAGGGGCCUUUUUUAGAUCCUGAAGGAAAGUAUAAGGUUAACUGACAACUUAAUAAACAAAACCUUCCUCUAGCCAUUAGAAGGAGACCAUCUUCAGUGUUCUCUUUAUCAUGUCCUGUGGCAAUAACUCUUGCAAAUAUGAGAGCAUGCAAUCUCAGCUUGCAGUUUCUCUAAUUAAAAUUUGCCUUUAGCAACUAAAAUUGACCUCCUCCACACACACACACACAUGCCUAUUAAUUAAAAGCUUUUGCUGAUUAAACUACCAGUUAAAUUGAUCAAAGCUUACACUCAUUUCAUUUUGUUUGGUACACCAAACAACAAAUAUGUUGAGGCAGGGAGACAGAGACAUAACUUGGUUUCCUGAGGUAAACUGUGUGGUGGUGGGAGUGGGCCCGUCCCUGCUACUGUUGCCUUAGCAGUUGAAGCACAAAUGGCUUUAUUCCCCUUUCCUCGCGUUGAUGUCAUUACAUAGGAGCUGUCAGUGGAGUGGGAAUAUAUUUAUUUACAUAAGUUAAUGACAGUGGUUAAGGGGUUUACAGUACCAUCCUAAGCAGAGUUACGCCUUUCUAAGCUCAUUGAUUUCAGCGGAUAUUGAAAGGUAUAACUCUUCUUAGAUUUGCACUGUACAAUACCUCUGAAACUGUCUUCUUUUUUGGAACUUCUGUUAUGCAUGAGAAGGCAGGACUUGGCUAUGCCAUCCUUUUUGGUGGCUUUUAACUACAGAAACGUGGCAAUUGGUAUUUAUAAUAGGCUCAUAUAAGCCCAUACUCGUCUGUCAUCAUGUAGGCAACUGGUGGGAGACUCGCUUGUGGUAUGGGCUCACAGGUGAUGUCACCUGUGACAUGGUGUCAUGAUUUCUAGUGCAACCCAGAAGUGACACCAUUGUAUCACCGGCAACACUCUAGCAUUCACCCCAACUCUAUGCUUUGGUUGUAGCCAUGUGGAAGUAGCUUUUGAGCAACAUCUGAUUCUGGCUGUUGCCUGACGUACAGAAAGUUUAAAUGUCCAUCUUGGGCAGGAAUGGAUACCUUCAAGAGUUGCAGAGAACCAGCAGCCUUUUGAAAAAUAGUACCAGCUAGUCUAAUAUGGAACAGAGAAUUGGGAAACAGCUAGUGUGCAGAUGAUGAAAUCCUCAGUUGCGUUACACAGCUCUUUCUGUGAUGUUUCCUUGGGCCUGUGAUACCUAGUACAGCUUACCAGCUCUAGGAGCUGUGCUUUUAAAAUUCCUAGCUUAGGCAUGCUUGAAGCAUGGCCGUACCCUGUCAGCAAACCUUACACAAUUGCUGCUGUCAAGUGCUGUGAUCAAAAUUAGUCAUAUUCUAACCAUAUACUUUGUUAAAAGGAUCUAUUUUGGGUUGAUACCUGAUUCGUUGUUUUUUUUUUUUUAAAUAGCUGGCUCCUUUUUGGUUUUUGGCCCCAUUGAAGUACUUUACAGUCAACUGUGUGCAAUUUACAGUGUGCAAUUUUAUGAAAUAUUAUAUGUCAUUUUUAAAAUUCUGAAUUAGCAAGGAAUAACGGAUUGGCUAUAAAUAGUCUGCCUCAAAGUACUGUCUUAGAAUGGAUUCCCUUGCCUUGGAUUAUGCACCACAGCUGAACUGCACCACUUCAGACUGCGGCUGUGAGGAUAAUUAUUUGAAAGAUAUUUCGUGUACAUAUUUUUGUUUCUAUAUUUUUGUUAUGUUUUGUACAUAACAAUGUUUCUUAACGCAGGAAACUUUGCUCAAUAUCACAGGAAAACAUGCUAGAUGUGAAGGUGGACGGAUUAAUACGUCUGGGGAUAGAGCUAACAUUUGUCCCUCAGCUGCUAUCUCGAGUGGUACAGUCUGGUUAUGUAGCUUCUUAUCGUGUAGCUUGGUGCUUAGUCCAGGUACAAUUAGGUGGCACUCCAUCUGCAAACCAACCAAACGUGUGUUCAGGAGAAGACUGGAUUUUGGCUCAAUCUCCUGUGGAAGUCAACAUGGGAGUCCUUCCAAGAGGAAGGAAAACCUUGUAUAUUCCCUCACUUUCCCACUGGUACCUUUUUAUUGUAGCCAUAUAUGCAACAGAACAGCAGUGACUCUUUUUCAGUGAGUUCAGCUAUGCCUGAAACUGUUACAUAAUGAAAUGGAAGAUGUUUUUGCUUUGAGUGUUUUUAAAUAAUCAGGUCUUCGGUGUGGAAACACCUCAGUUUUAUUGUUCUAGCAUUACUUUGAUCGAGGCUCUGCAUUCUGAUGAGAAGGGUCCACAAAGAUUACCACAUGAUAUGUAAUAUUUGAUUAAAUUUUGUUUCAAACUAGCAAUGUGAAUGUCCUAAUUAUAUAUUUUGUGGCAAAUAGGAAAUUUUUAUUUCCUCCUAAGUUAUUGUGCGUAACAAUGGUAUCACUAGGCAAAAGUGGUACUUUUUAAAAAAAAUAGUUUUAGAAAUCUUAACAAAUGUAUAUGCAUUUGAAUUUUACAUUUGUUCUAUUUAAUUUUUAACUAUAGGUGUAUAACAUGCUAAGAAAUGUUUGUUUUUCACUUUUCUUCUUCCUGCUUAUACAUUGAAAUACCUUGUUACUUGAAUAUUGUAUCCUAAGUGGUCUGAAACACAGCGAUCAAAACUUCUGUCAUCUAGAACCUAGGGAGGAAACAAACAUACAUAGAUUUGAACAGAUUCUGGAAACAUUAUCUAAUUGAAUGCUAAGACUACAUUCAGAUGUUACGAUUAACCUGGCUUAUUUUAAACUACGAUGGCUUGGAUCCGCCUGAGGGUUUCUGAAUACGGAAGGAUUUCCACCCCAAAAUGUGAUUUUCUCACUUCCACCCUCCCAUUGCAGCCUAAAAUGCUUCCCAAGCUGCAGGGGUGAGGGUUGGGGGAAGAAAGUGACACUUCACGGGCAGAAAUCAUUCCAUCUGCAGAAAUGCUCUGGUGGAGCCAAGGCAAAAGUUACCCUGUGCAAAAACCCAGUAGGUCUGCUACUUGCUUCUUCUCUGUCAAGAUACUUCUGUAGACGUUAAAUAGCAUCCUCCGAUUGCCAGGCUGAGAGAACCAGUGCAUCAUUUAAGCUGGAGGGCAUAAGGAUGCAUUCAGACAAACCCAGCUUGUGCAACAAGUUCUGGGUUAGUCUGCCAGACAUAAAUAAUAGAUCCUGUUUUGUUCAUAAAGCCAACUUUGGUAUUUCUUGCCUCCUUGCUGAGGAGCAUCCCUUCCCUGUACUGCUCUCUCUCUCUGUUGGCCAAGCAACUGUGAAGGAUGGUGCUAUUCAACAAACUAUGGUUUAGGAGUUCUGACACCAUAGCUACAAACCUGAGUUUUAAGUCCUAGUAUGGUACUCAGCAACAAACUCAAGUUGGUUGGCUGUUUGCAUUCACAGGAGGGGGAAGGGACUGUGGCUCACUGGUAGAGCAUCUGGUUUGCAUGCAGAAGGUCCCAGUUCCAAAGCUGACAUCUCUAGUUAAAACAGAUAACAGGCAGUAAACUUUUAAUGAAGACUCUGGAGAGCUGCUGCCUAUCAAACACUGACCUCGAUAGACCAAUGAUCUGAUUCAGAAUAUUCAGGAAGUGCAGCAAACGGGUUUGACUAAACCAUGGUUUACAAACUAGGAGUAAUCAAGUUGUCUGAUUGCUGGCUAAUUCCACCCCUCUUCUCAGCAUUCUGCAGUUUGGUGUAGCAGUUAAAAGCUCCUCCGCUUAAAGCCAGCUGGGUGACCUUGGGUCAGUCACAGCUCUCUCAGAGCUCUCUCAACCCCACCCACCUCACAGGGUGAUUGUCGUUAGAAUAAUAACACACUUUGUAAACCGCUCUGAGUGGGCAUUAAGUUGUCCUGAAGGGUGGUAUAUAAAUCGAAUAUUAUUAUUAUUAUUAAAUGGCUCACCAAAGAGGUACUAGAACGUUACCCGGUGGCUCUUGGCUAAAGUCUCAGCUGACCCUGAGUUGGAACACUGUGAUGAAUAUCCAACAAAGUUACUCAGUGUCAUGCUAGAAGCUUGCCGGAGCACAGUGGAUUUUUGUUGCUCUUUUUGAACUGCUAGUCCCAAGUCCUAUCUUGAACUACCUUUGAAAACUGCCUUUUGUUUCAAAAGGUUUGUCAUGUGGCAUUGAUGGAGGAGAGGGAAAGGGCUCUUGUUAUGAGACAAUGAAACCCAAAGCCCCCUUGUGCUCAAGAAGCGAGUUUCAUAGGGUUGGUUUUUUUAUCCUGAUUUUUAAAUAAUGCAUUGUUUGGUUACAACCUAAUUACAAAAUGAAAUCCUCCCUCCUCCACCACACCUCCAUUAUUUUUGGUGAAAGAACUUUUUUAAAAGCACCAUCCUGGCAAAUAAGUUUCUUCUGGUUUUCGAUUUGCUAGAAUAAGCUUAUUGCCAUUUUAUCUCUGUGUCCUUGGACCAUUUCUCUCCCCACACCUCUCCCCCCACCCCACUUACUCUUAGCAGCACCAAGUAUGACCCAAUCCAUGUGUGAGGUGUUUUCUAUGCAGCAUGAGGACUUCCGCUGCCAAUCAAACCUCAAAAAUUAGCAGAAUUCACACUGACAAAAUCCAUGAGAUGUUUUCAGAGACUGUAUUUUUAAAUAGCUAUAGAGACGACUAGACUCAAAAAUGUGUGGCGCUAUUUUAAUGAAAAAUUAAAUUGCUAUUCUGUUAGCUAGUCAAAACCCCAGUCAUCUUUGUGCAAUGCCCCCAAAUCCAAUUCUGCCAUUCCCUGGAAUCCAGGGCUUUUUUUCAGCUGGAACGCGGUGGAACGGAGUUCUGGAACCUCUUGAAAAUGGUCACAUGGCUGGUGGCCCCGCCCCCUGAUCUCCAGACACAGGGGAAUUUAGAUUGCCUCCCUGCUGCUCCAGCUGCGCAGAGGGCAAUCUAAACUCCCCUCUGUCUGGAGA
This is a messenger RNA of Eublepharis macularius, 8075 nucleotides long. RefSeq names its product REST corepressor 1 (gene RCOR1). Gene Ontology annotation, cellular component: transcription regulator complex; histone deacetylase complex. Gene Ontology annotation, molecular function: transcription corepressor activity. The coding region runs from base 254 to 1675 and encodes 473 amino acids. Gene Ontology annotation, biological process: regulation of transcription by RNA polymerase II; negative regulation of DNA-templated transcription. The transcript has 12 exons. NCBI's taxonomy places the organism in Eukaryota, Metazoa, Chordata, Lepidosauria, Squamata, Eublepharidae. The record is from RefSeq and is a predicted model, not a curated record.